UUCAUAGAAUAAUUUUUCUACCGAUGUAGCAUAGUUUUAAGGGUAUCCAAACAGAGCCUAAUUAUACAAGGAGAUGCUGGCCUGAGUGAAAGGCUAGGCAAACUUCGCCUGUCCUCUACCUGCCAAAUGAUCACAACUAGCUAUGAUACUUAUGCAGUGAGUACGUAGUACCCUAUAUUAGUUGGUCUUUAAUUAUUUUCAUGUUGUUCUUGUUAGCUCUUCUUCCAGGAACCGGUUUUGUGGAUUUCUCAGUGCUUAAGAUUUAUGGGUGCCAUCCACGGUCCUUGCCGACUUGACAAGCUGAACAAUGAAAACAACAAUCAACCAGAUCAGGAGGAAAAACAGAAGGCGUACGAGAGAGCAGCCCAAAACCUAACGAUUGCCUCGGUACUUAUCGCUACCGUGACAUUUGCCGCAGCUUUCACCAUGCCGGGAGGUUAUAAAGCUGACGACCACCCAAACGGAGGCACACCAACUCUAGCAGGAAAAUAUGCUUUCAACGCGUUCAUAAUCUCGGACUCCUUAGCAUUUGUUUGCUCCAUCAUGGUCACGUUCUUGCUUACGUAUGUUAGCUCAUUUAGGGCAGAUCCUUCUGUUCGCAUUAAACUCAUCAUCCGCUCCUCCAUUUUCCUAUCCGUGGCCAUAAACUAUAUGAUGGUCGCAUUCGCAAUGUCGGUGUAUGUUGUGCUGGCUCCAGUUAGUACUCCCGUUGCCAUUCUUGUCUUCAUAUUCUCUUUCGCUUUGAUCCCAUUGUCUGCAGGUCCACAAAUAGGACAGCUUUACGGUCUGUUAAGCGCACUAAGGUCCAGACAUGGAUGGUUCGAUCUGAGCUUUGUAAUUUGCUAUUUCAUCUUGGUGACGGUGGUAGAGAGUUUAGUAGUAUAUGGCAGCAUCUUUCUCUUAUCGCUUCUGGCAGGGAUUCAUCAAUCUCAUAAUUCGCAUUAGGUCUUUUUCUUCUCAGUUGUUUGUUGUACUUUUUAUUGGUAUUUGUUUUUGUACUUUUAUUUGAGUGUCCUUGUUUGUGUUUGCUUCAGGGUCCUGGUUAUAUGUUUGGGUCAAUUAUUAAAUAAGCUUGUUCGGAUUAAAAGCCAGCAGGGCUUUUAAAGAGUCUGUGUUAAAAAAUGUGCCUAGCUAGGGCACUCCUUAUUAUAUAUGAUGAGUGAAGUUAUAAGUUUUCUUGUUUAAA
Ananas comosus (pineapple) is the source of this 1186-nucleotide messenger RNA. Its product is annotated as protein ACCELERATED CELL DEATH 6-like. The transcript has a single exon. NCBI's taxonomy places the organism in Eukaryota, Viridiplantae, Streptophyta, Magnoliopsida, Poales, Bromeliaceae. Bases 265 to 945 code for a protein of 226 amino acids. The record is from RefSeq and is a predicted model, not a curated record.